Messenger RNA from Electrophorus electricus (electric eel), 4847 nucleotides. RefSeq lists its product as uncharacterized. Gene Ontology annotation, cellular component: nucleus. The record is from RefSeq and is a predicted model, not a curated record. Lineage: Eukaryota; Metazoa; Chordata; Actinopteri; Gymnotiformes; Gymnotidae. Gene Ontology annotation, molecular function: DNA (cytosine-5-)-methyltransferase activity, acting on CpG substrates; protein binding; DNA binding. Gene Ontology annotation, biological process: negative regulation of transcription by RNA polymerase II.
CAUGAGCCGCACGUAUUUUGAUCAGUUUCUUAAUCCCGGAGUUAGAAAAAGCUCCGUCGUAUUAUGCUGCUGUUUUAUCUUACUAAUGCGCAACAGGUUAUGGGAAGAUGGUGGUGAAUGUGAAAGUUGAUUAUGAAUCAACUAAGAAGUAUAGUAACUAUGAACUUCUGGCCUGGCUUAAUGGCACCUUACUAUCUGGUUUCCUCAAGGUGGAGCAAACAUGCUCAGGUGCUGCCUACUGUCAGUUGAUGGACUUGCUUAGCCCUGGCUGUAUUAACUUGAAGAAAGUAAAGUUCAGACCUGAAGAUGAAACCGAGGUCCUUAACAAUUACAUGCUGCUGGAAGAUGCCUUCAAAAAGACUUCUGUUAGCAAACCUCUUCAGCUUGAGGAGUUGGUUAGUGGCAACAUCACAGAGACGUACAAACUCCUGUUGUGGUUCAAACUGCUUUUUGAGCACAAUUUUUUGGGGCAGCCUUACGAUCCUGUAGCAGCACGAGGUGGACAGUAUAUAGAGCCCUUCGUUCCUAAUAAACCAAGGGUUUCUGUGAAGCCAGAUUUCAUGGGAGGUGCGAAUUAUUGUGAAAGCCUUGGCCAAGCUGUAGGCACAAUCUGUCCAGGCCAGAUGAGGGAGAAUGCAGGGUUGAAGACAGGGACUGAAGACGGGCAUUCAGACACGACAACAGGGUCUCUCUCCUGCAGCCUGGCAACAUUACGUUUUAUCAACCAACACUGGCCCUCUGUUUCAGUCAGCCACAUAUCACCCAUUACAUACAGCAGGGCCAGGAUAGUGCUGGGCUCCAAAUACCCAAAUGACAUUACAGCUGCCUGCAGCCAGGACCCUUAUUGUCUGUAUUUGUACCAUGGGCUAGAGCUUGCGGAAGGAGAGAAGGCUAGCACAGUUCUCAUAGGAUAUUUUGACGAGGCUGCUGGGGAGAGAAAAGUCAGACUGCUUGAUGUCUUUCAGCCAUUGGAGGAAACCGAUGCAACUUUGUGGACCAGCCUUGCGGACAUGCUGAAGAAGUUUGAGCUCCCCCUAGUGAACUUGGCAGUAUUUUAUUCAAUUUCAAGAGAGCCUGCUCAUUUUAUUUCAGGCUUGAAGGUCCUUAAUCCUGGAACAGUUUUUCUGUGUGGCCUUUCAGAUAUUGCCAAACAAGCAUGUCACAGUGGCAUUAUGGCGAUGCAGCUGUCUGAGGAGAUUCAGAGGCUUGUCAAAAAAGUCCACAAACACUUUCACUAUCUUCCAGUCUCUCUGAGACAGCAGCUUAGUAGUAUGGAGAACCCAAACUUCAGUUCACCCUUGACAUCACAGUGUCUCCUCCUCAGGACAGUAAUCCAUGAAAUGACCGUGGUGUGGUCAGACCUAGAGCAGUACUUUAGGUCUCAGGGUUCUACUGGUAAAACAAAACAGAUCUGUUGCCUCCUUAACAAUCGGCCUUUAAGAUUGAGCUUCCUGUUUAUGAGCCAUGCCCUACAGCCUCUCUGUGAGUUUCAGGGGACCUUAGACCAUGAUGAAGAUGUGACAAAAGUCCUCCAAGAUGCCACCAGUUUAGUUCAACUCUAUGCAUCCAGCUUCCUCAAGCCAAAAGCUGUGGAAAGCAUCCUCAGCAGAAAAAACUGCUCACUCAAAAAGGAGAUGAUGGAACAUCUGCCCAGAGCAGAAAUCAAGGUUGGUGAGCUGGUGGUUAAGUACCUUCUAGAGGAAGAUGCAGUGCUCACCAACCAGCUUGACCUCUUCUACAAGGGUGCCAUCUCUUUCUACAUGGCAGUCAUUACAAGCAUUGUCAAAUGUUUACCCUUGCCUGACUCUACUCUGAGAAACAUGGCUGUCAUCUUGAGCCCAGAAGGAAAGAUGGAGGUGACUGGAAAGUCUGUAGCUGACUUGGGUGUCCAGUUAGGGUUUUGUCCAAGUGCGGAGGAUGUUAACAUGCUAACAGACGAGUUUUUGGAAUACCAGCUUGCUGAGCGGGACAGCCUGGUUGUCGGCCCAGCUAGCCAGUCAGUGGAGCGGUACUGGAGGGAGGAGCUAAGGAUCAUGGGAAGGACAUCAAUUUUUCGGAAACUGAUCCUAAGCCUCUUGGCCCUGCCUAAGACACUGAGCAUGGAAAGGGUUUUUGAACAAGUGUUUGAGAAUGUGGAUAAGAACUAUGUAGGCAACAGUCUGGAAGAUAAGGAAAUGGAGAUCUCUGGGGACAAGGAUGAUGAUGUCACAGACAGCAGUUCCUAUAAAAGUGCCCCAUCACAUCCACUCAGUCCAGAGACCCAAGAGAGUGUAUCAUCAGAUAUCAUUGACCUGACUGAAGUAGAUGAUGUUAAGCCUAUGGCAACAAACGCCACUGAGGAGAAAGGGGAAGACCAAGGAAAAGAUGUAAAGAUUUCUGAAUCAAAAGUCAUAGAUGAUGAAGAGAAGGAAGAUGUCAUAUGGACUGAUAGUUUAUAUCCAGAGAAAGUGAAAGAGAAUGUCACCUCAGCACCCAACAAAGAAGACAUGGAUCACUCAUCCCAGGACAGGAAUAGGUUUGCAGAAGGGGAGAUGAUAUGGGGCCACGUGGAGGGCUUUGCUAUGUGGCCUGGCCUGGUGCAGCAGUGGCCUGAGAAGAAGAGCUGGGGUUCCAUGCGUGAAGUGGUGUGGUUCGGGGACCGCAUGGUUUCCAAGGUUCAUACGGAUGGUCUCUGCCCUUUCUCCGCAUUUGCACAGUGCUUCUGCCCUAAUUCCUUUGCUACUGGGACUAUGUACAAGGAUGCCAUCUUCCACUCUCUGCAGGUGGCUGCAGACCGUGCUGGGAAGGUCUUUUUUCUUGAGUCGGACUCUAAGGAGGAGAUGCUCAGGGUUAUGCUGGAUUGGGCCUUCGGAGGCUUUAAACCCUCUGGACCCAGUGGUCUUAAACCCCGAUCCAAGGAAGACGAAUGCCUUAAAAAUUUCAACUGGAGGUCGCAGAAGAGGAUGAAAGAGGAUAAAACUAUUGUCCAUGAGACACAAAAAAGUACAGAGAGUACAGAGAAUCCGUUCCACUUGAGAGAAGUGUCUGUUUGCUUGAAGAAACUCUCUUUGGAAUCUCUGGACAUGAAGAAUGGCAGGUUGGACCUAAAGAAUGAGGAAGUUAGUGAAAUGCUUUCAUAUCCAAAAUGUAAACAGUCCACCUUGCAGACAGGGCGGAAGUGGUCUCUACCUGACAAUCGCACAGCACCCCGAAAACAAAAGAAUGUCUGCAGGAAUAAAGAUCAAAACGAGGAACAAAGCCCAGUUGUCGAGAAAGAGCAGAAUUACAGCAGACAUCAAAUGGUGCAUAAGGUUUUUACCAAAGGGAGAAACAUUGAAGAUUUCUGCUUGUCAUGCGGGACUGCGCAUGUUGAGAUCUUCCAUCCGCUGUUUGAAGGAAGCCUGUGCAUGAAAUGCAAGGAUAACUUCACAGAGACUCUGUAUCGGUAUGAUGAGGAUGGGUAUCAGUCCUAUUGCACUGUGUGCUGUGCUGGGCUAGAAGUCAUGCUGUGUGGAAAUGACAGCUGUUGUCGCUCCUACUGUAUGGACUGUCUGGAAAUCCUGGUCGGUAAAGGCACGUAUAACCAGCUAAAGCGCGUCGACCCAUGGAUCUGUUACCUGUGUGCGCUCGAGAGCAGCUCGGGGGUCUUGAAACCCAGACAGGACUGGAGUAUCCGUGUGCAAGAGUUCUUCGCUAAUAACAGUGCCAUGGAGUUUGAGCCUCAUCGUGUUUACCCCGCAAUCCCUGCCAACCUGCGUCGUCCAAUCAGGGUCCUGUCUUUAUUCGAUGGUAUAGGCACAGGAUACCUGGUGCUGAAGGAUCUGGGAUUUAAAGUAGAAAAAUAUGUUGCAUCAGAAAUAGAUGAGGAGUCAAUUGUGGUCUCCUUGGUGAACCAUGAUGGAAAAAUCACCUAUGUGGAUGAUGUCAGGCGAAUCACUAAAAAACAUAUCACAGAGUGGGGUCCAUUUGAUCUUCUCAUUGGUGGAAGCCCAUGCAAUGACUUGUCAAUAGUAAAUCCAGCACGCAAAGGCUUAUUUGAGGGCACAGGACGGCUCUUCUUUGACUUCUACCGCCUGCUGAAUGCCAUGAAGCCGAAGGAGGACGACCCACGGCCGUUCUUCUGGCUCUUUGAGAAUGUUGUGUUCAUGAACACCAAGGACAAAGCCAACAUCUGCCGUUUUCUGGAGUGUAACCCAGUCCUCGUUGAUGCUGUUAAAGUGAGCCCCGCUCACAGGGCACGCUACUUCUGGGGGAAUCUCCCUGGCAUGAAUCGACCCAUCAUCGCCUCUCAGAAUGACAAACUGACCCUGCAAGAAUGCCUCGAAAAUGGCCGCAAAGCUAAGUUUGUCAAGGUACGCACCAUUACUACACGCACCAACUCUCUCAAGCAAGGGACCAACGACAGUCAUUUCCCUGUGUCCAUGAAUGGAAAAGAUGACAGUUUAUGGAUCACUGAACUGGAGAAGAUUUUUGGUUUUCCAAAGCAUUACACAGAUGUGAAGAACAUGAGUCGCAUGCAGAGGCAGAAGGUGCUGGGCAAAUCCUGGAGUGUCCCUGUGAUAAGGCAUCUGUUCGCUCCCCUGAAGGAUUACUUUGCCUGUGAUGAGGUCCCCUUAAAAUAAGGGCAGUUUUACAAUAACUUCAGGCAGAGAUCAAGACUCAGGGAUAUUUUAACUGAUUGAUUUUAACUUGUGAUUUUCAAAAUUGUUUUUAUCCUUUUAAUAAUUUUUUGAAUGUUCAUAUAGAAAUCUAUCAGUGAUCAGUUAAUGGUGAUGAAUGUUUAAGUAUCAGGCAUUAAUUCAAUGUAAUGUAUGAAUUGUAUGAGUUUUUCUGGACAAAUGUAAAGUUUUCUUGAAUGUUUCAUCUUU